This is a messenger RNA of Labrus bergylta (ballan wrasse), 1675 nucleotides long. The record is from RefSeq and is a predicted model, not a curated record. NCBI's taxonomy places the organism in Eukaryota, Metazoa, Chordata, Actinopteri, Labriformes, Labridae.
CGUCAAAGCAACACCUUAAUAAAAAAGUAACAACUACUCUACUUACAUUUUACAGAUUAAAUGAGAGAUAUCUGAAUCAAACAAACACACGACAACGGUGUCAGUGGAUUAAACACAUGUGAAACACGACUGUGAACUAGCUACACUCAAGAUGUUUAAAAACACAUUGCAGAGCGGCUUCCUGUCUAUUUUCUACAGCAUCGGCAGUAAACCUCUUCAGAUAUGGGACAAAAAGGUGAGGAAUGGCCACAUCAAGAGAAUCACAGACAAUGACAUCCACUCACUGGUGUUGGAGGUUGAGGGGGUAAAUGUCAGUACUACAUAUAUAACAUGCCCUGCAGAUCCAAAGAAGACAUUGGGCAUCAAGCUUCCUUUUCUCGUUAUGAUAGUAAAGAACCUCUUUGAAGUCCAGGUGUUAGACGAUAAAAAUGUUCACUGGCGGUUUCGAGCGAGUAACUAUCAAAGCAUGACACGAGUGAAGCCGUUUCUCUGCACCAUGAGGCUAGACGACGGCUGGAACCAGAUCCAGUUCAAUCUGUCUGACUUCACCAGGAGGGCCUAUGGAACCAAUUACAUCGAGACGCUGCGUGUGCAGAUCCACGCUAACUGUUGAAUACGCAGAGUGUACUUCUCAGACAGACUGUACUCGGAGGAUGAGCUCCCAGCAGAGUUUAAACUUUUCCUGCCUGUCCAGAACCAAAAAGCAAAGCAAUAGAGAUUCUCAGCCUGCACUGUUCCCACGACCAGCUAUGGAGUUUAGCGGUAAGGUUUUGUGUGUAGACGUAUGAUGAAUUAAAACCUUUGAUAUUGUAUUCUUUUGAAGUAUAAGAUUUGUGUUGCCUUGUGUUUCACUAUGCACAAUAACGUUUUUUAUUGACUCAUCUGUCCUCACAGUUCUCAAUACAAACUGAUGAAUGUAUCUGCAUUGUAGUAACAUUACAUGCUUACAAAGGACACACUAGUUAGUGCUUAAAAUAAAACGUUUUUUACAGAAACAAAGAGUCCAUCCAUCAAAUAUAAAUAAUCUUUAUCAAACAUCACAAAUCAUUUCAGGCAAAAGGCUUUGAAACUGGUUUGCCUUCCUCACUUUGGGCUCUGGUAUACUACAUGAAAAAGAAUAGCAAAUCAUUUAUUUCAUUAAAUAUUGCAUCACAGAAAAGUCCACAAACAGAAUUAAUGACAGUUCAACUUGAAGCUGCAUUUUCAAAUCAUAUCAGGAGCAGACUCAGUGGAAACACAAACUGAUGAACAUCAAGCUGAAUGAAUAAAAAACAAAUAUGUCACUAAUGAUACCAACGUGUUCUGACUGAUUUGAGUGAUGUUACUUUGAACUCGUCUGAGCAUUUUAACGGCAUUUUGUAACUUAGGAAAACGCUGCCCAGACAGCAGCUGUUAGCACUGCAUUACACGAGUUGUCAAUGUAUUCUAGACAGAUCGGCUACCUCAGAAAAAGUAGAAAUUGUACAAAUGUCACCGAGUCGUUUGAAAACAUUCACACAGACUUCACACUGGGUCAUAAUGAUCUAUAACUCAGUCAGAGCAACAGCCUCUACAUCAAUUCGAUGAUCAGAUACUGAUGAAGAAGGCUCUCUUCACCUCUUCAUGGUUAUAUUUGCUUUUACAUAAAUGGUAAAAAUGUCAGCUUUUCAAAAGUGGGGUCAUAUUUCUAGUUUUU